Molecule: messenger RNA, 2799 nt
Organism: Lachancea lanzarotensis
Lineage: Eukaryota; Fungi; Ascomycota; Saccharomycetes; Saccharomycetales; Saccharomycetaceae
Gene: DUF1
Product: LALA0S10e05358g1_1
Exons: 1
Coding region: 1-2799 (932 amino acids)
Biological process (GO): double-strand break repair via homologous recombination; protein deubiquitination
Molecular function (GO): ubiquitin binding
Source: RefSeq, a predicted model, not a curated record
AUGAGCAAGUACACCGUGUCAUACGGACUAAUACCACCACGAUCUGCUAACAUACAUGAAUCCCACAUUUUGCCAAUUACUAAGAUCAUUCACUCGCGGAGUAUUCCCGAUCUGCUCCUUACAUGUGGCAGAGAUGGCACUGUGAUCAGACAUACCCAGAACAAUGGAGAAUGGCGACGGGUAAGAAUGCAGACUAACAGUGAUUGGGUAAGUGAUAUGGUUGAACUAGACGACGGCAGAUUCGUUACUGUCAGUCAUGAUUUUUUUCUGUGUUUGCUGACAGUGAACCCGGAAAACGAUGAUUGGACUAGUAGAAUGUUGGGCUACCACGACGAUUAUGUCAAAUGCGUAGCGGCUGUAGGCAAAAACGUUGCUGGCGACUGGGAACUAGCCACAUGUGGUCUGGAUAUGAAGGCCAAGAUCUGGAAAGUGCGACAAGACGGAACCUCUAUUCUAACGCACACUAUAGACAAUACACAGCCAGAAGAAACCGGGUCUCUGUACGCCCUGAUAUCGGUUAGUAUCGAUGGAUUGCCGUUCAAUUUAGUGGCGGGUGAUAAUAAUGGGAAUUUAGUGCUGAUGUCAAGCAAGACAGGAGAAAAAGUGGGUCAGGUUAAGUCGGCUCACAAGACAAAUAUUAAGUUACUGCAUUUAAUGGGCACAAGACUUAUGAGCACAAGCUCAGAUGGUAUGAUCAGUUUGUGGGAGGUUGCGAAACUGGGGAUGAAUGAAGGAGCAGACGCACUGAUACACUCGUGGAAAUGGGCUUCUCCAGUGUGGUGCAUCCAAGGUACGUCGUUAGAACAGUUUUUGCUUGGCGAUUCGCGUGGUGCGAUAACGCGAGUCAGUAUAACAGAAGGCGCAUGGGAAUCGCCAAGACUAACAGCUGUCCUGCCGCCCGACCAGGAUUCUAAAGGACUGUUAGCUAUGCUCGAGCUUGACAAUGGGGACAUUUGGUAUUCUUCAUCUGGUGACUCAAGCCUCCACACGCUCAACACCGAGUCAGGCGAAGUGGUAACGCUUGAGGGCGGCGAUGCUUUGCUGAAAAGUUCUUUACUGACCAACAGGAGGCAUGUCAUAACGCAAAACACUAAAGGUGUCGUCCAAAGGUGGGACAUAGUAUCUUGCGAGCUGCUGGACACUUUUGAUGAUACAAUGGGGAAUUUUGACGAUCUUGUGAAUCAACACAAUACCAAAGAAACUUUGGCGCAUUGGUGUUCCGUGUCUAUCAAGACAGGAAAGCUUUUCAUAAAAAUAUCGCCAAAAUUCGUGAACACCGAAGUUUAUGGUAGUGCACUGGAACACUACAAAAUUAUUAACGACAUAAAAGUCGAGAUAGACGAACGCUACAAUGUGGGGAGGAUAGCUGUGAAUUCAAUUUUGAACGAAUUCAUCGAAUGGACGAUUGCGAGAGACGAAUCGUUCCGCAAAGAUCUUGUCGCCAAAAAGAGCUCGGUUCCAGGCUCGCCUUCUCAGGCUCCGGCGGAUACCACGUCGAGUGAGCUUAAUAGGCCCGGAUUGAAAGACAAAAGAAAACUUUCUUUGUUUACCAAACUCUCAAAGGGUCGGCAAUCUCCAUCUCCAGCCUCCCUGCCCAGCACGCCCGUACCGGAAGAUAGCUUACCGUUGGUGGCAGAAGAUUCCUUUAUUCUUCCUCCGCCAGCGAGUUCACAUUUGGAUGGCCAAUCCACAAAAGGCAGUAAAAGUGACGUAUUUCAAACCCCAGUUCUUGAGAGGAGGUCUUUGAGCACGGGGUCGCUCAUAGCUCAAAGGCUAAAGCUUUUGUCUACCGCCAAUAAUACCAACUCAGGUUCCAACCCCAGUGAGGUGGAUGAUAGUGGUACAGGAGAGGAAAAAGGACCUCAAAAAAGCUUCCACGCAGCAAUAGACGCUGAUGAAGAAGUCUCCAAGCCAAACUUCUUCAUGCACCAUGAGGUUGCUAACAGUGACAGUUCCGGAACUGUCAAGAAUAGCGAAAGUUCAAACCCCGAACCUACGAAGAAGCAGAAGUUCAUGUGCGAUCUUGUUGCAGAAUUGCGGAACGAGUACAUUAAAGAAUUUGAUGCAAACGCUUCAAGCUUUAAAAUCUUGGGCCGGAAACCGCCAUACUCCAAGAUUACGAGGGAAGAUGAGUCACCAAUCAUUGAGAUAAAAGCAGGCGUUCUGCUUCUUGUCAAUUGCUGGAAAGAAGGGUUAAGCGGUGAUACGGUCUGUUUUUCAACUUAUGUUCCUCCCCCACGUUACGAUACUCCGCUCCUUUCAAGCAAAGGAACCAAUCAACAAGUCUUCGAAUCUUUGGAGCGGAACUUGCCCUAUUGGAUGGGGAAAGCUUUGAUCAAAGAUGAGAAAACUGCAAAGAAUUACCCCAAAUUGACAUUCAUACUUGAGCCAUGGCACGAUCCUGAUUCAGCUGAGGAUUCAACAACCACUCUUAACUCAGAGCACUCCCAACACACGCAUCACCACCAUCUGCCGUUUCACCGCAACAAGCACAGCGAACGUGAUGGCGAUCGAAAGCCGAAACCACUUCCAAAAGUGGCUGAAGCGUACACAAAACUACACGCACCCACUGUAGUCAAAGUGAAAAAGAUUCUCAAUUAUGUGGUGGAUCGGUUUGAUUCUAAAACCCCAGAAAUGCGGUCCCGCACACCCGCCAGUGAGUGGCUUGAGCUUUUAUGCAAGAAUCAACUGCUGGACAACGAAAUGGCACUGGGCAGCGUAAAGACGUCGUACUGGAAGUCCCAAGGCGAUAUAGUAAUGCAAUACCGAAGAAAAACUACGUCGUCAAGUGAAGUCUAG